AUGACCGCUAGUUGUAAAAANNUGUGUCUGCUGUCCCGCCGAUGGGAGACCUGGCCCUGCGGCCACCACCGAGAGGACGAGCCCGAGCUUGAGGAAAUAUGCCCAGCCCGCCGUAACGGCGACGUGGCCGGCUGCAACCGCAACAUCCGCUGGACCGACGAGGCCUCUCCAAUCAUCCUGCCGAGCCUCGAGCGCUGUCCCGGGUGCAGAGGCGCGUUUGACAACAACGCCAACGCCAGCGACGCCAUGCUAUUCUUCCGUGACCGCGACGGCCUCGCCAGGCGCGUCUGCGAGAGCAGAAGACGAAACCAACACCGCUCCGCUGGCGACGAUGCUCGGCAUGGAGAUGGUCCUCGGGUUGGAGGUCGAACGAGUCGGUAUUUUCAGACUGCCGAUGGCUUUCGUGAUCCGCUCAGGCGGGGCGCAAGAAGCCCCGCGGCCGGAAGCACAGGGUCUCCUCCAUUCUCGGCCAGCGGCCCAAGACUGCCCUUGGCAUUGCAGGAAGCAAUACGGAGGUUCCGCAGCCAGAGGCCUGGUCAGAACAACCCAGUUUUGAUCGAUCGCAGCAUCGCUCCCGGUGCCGCUGCCAACGAAAUCCCUGACCGUCCCCGCACUCGCCCAUCCUCCAGUCCGCAUGGCAAUCGUGACCACUUUGGCCUCGGCAACCGUCCUGGCAGGUCUCGGACCCCGAUGCCUGGCGUCGGCCGCAGCUUCCAGCUUCCUGUGACGACCAGCAGCCCGCUCGGUGGUCUGCUUGGGGACGUUCACGGCCCGGGUAAAUUGAGGGGCAGCACCAUUUUUCCGGCGCAUCAUGUGGCGCUUCUGGGACCGGAAGCAGGCGGCAGCAAUAACCCGUUCCAAGGUCUGCUACGGGAGAUCCAGGCGAGCCGGAAUUCCGGCUCUGGUAUCGGUGAAAUGGAGAUUCCGGUCCAGGCGAACCCUCGGCCUCCCGGAAAUGUCGGCCUAGGUGGCGGACAAACGCCGUUUCCGGUGCAUGAACUCCAGGAUCCGGUGAUCCUAUCGCCCACCGAGGCCAUCGCGCGUGUGCCCGGUGGCUUGCUUGUUUUCAAUCCGUUAAUUGUCGGGUAUCCUCCGGGUUCUCUCGAUGGCGGUGGAUUGCGAGUCCACUGCGGAGGAGUUCAUCAAUGGCCGUGA
Molecule: messenger RNA, 1155 nt
Organism: Pyricularia pennisetigena
Lineage: Eukaryota; Fungi; Ascomycota; Sordariomycetes; Magnaporthales; Pyriculariaceae
Exons: 2
Coding region: 1-1155 (384 amino acids)
Source: RefSeq, a predicted model, not a curated record